CCAAGACGAGGGGUCGGAUUUUGUGCGUGGGAUGAUCGUUCGACGGCGCAUCGGGCCGUUGUUCUCCUUCUGCUGCUAUCGCCGGUUAGGUCUCGCCUUCGUCGUCGUCUGAGGGUGGGAGACGAGCCGAUCCUGCUUCCCAUCUCUUUCCAAGCAUCACCUGAUCCAAAGUAGAACUCGCCUUUUCUCUUCCUCUCUCCGGUUAGGGUUUCGCUCUCCACUCCGGGCAGAAGGUCGGAGAAUUCGUGGAUCCGAUGAGGCUCCCCGCGGGGGUUCUCAUCCUCGUCCUCCUAAUCGCUGCACCGAGGUCUAUCGCGGGUGAUGGCGCAUCCCCCUCGAACCAUACCAACAAAUUCCGCGACCGCGAAGCAAGUGACGAUAUGCUCGGUUAUCCCCAUUUAGAUGAAGAUUCUUUGUUGAAUACAAAGUGUCCAAAGCAUCUAGAAUUGAGAUGGCAAACUGAGGUUAGCUCCAGCAUUUAUGCAACUCCAUUGAUAGCUGAUAUCAACAGUGAUGGCAAGCUAGAGAUAGUGGUACCAUCAUUUGUUCAUUACCUGGAAGUGUUGGAAGGUUCUGAUGGUGAUAAACUGCCAGGAUGGCCAGCUUUCCACCAAUCAACUGUUCAUUCAAGCCCCCUCUUAUUUGAUAUAGACAAGGAUGGCACGAGAGAAAUAGGUCUAGCUACCUACAAUGGAGUGAUAAAUUUUUUCAGGGUCUCUGGCUAUAUGAUGAUGGAUAAAUUAGAGGUACCUCGUAGAAGAGUUCGUAAAAACUGGUAUGUGGGGUUGCAUCCAGACCCAGUGGAUCGUUCACAUCCUGAUGUUCAUGAUGAUCUACUGGUUGAGGAGGCUUCUGCAAUGAAUUCAAUGUCUCAUGUGAAUGGAAGCAUGUCUGAGACAAAUACUUCUAUUUCCUCAGAUAACUCGGUCAAUGCAUCUAAGCUGGAGGAUGAAGGAAAACUUGAUUCUACCCAAAGUGAUCAAUAUAAUGGGUCAUCAAUUAAUCUCAAUAAUAACACCAAGCAUGAUAUUUCAAUGGAAAAUGUUACAACAGACAAUACAACACAUAUACAGCGGAGGCUUCUUGAAGAAACUGAUGGUAAAGGUGCUCAAGAUGGACAUUCUGAAACUACCACUAGUGCUGGAGCAACUGUGGAGAAUGAUCAAGAUCUGGAAGAAGAGGCUGAUUCAUCUUUUGAUUUAUUUCGAAAUUCCGAAGAGUUGGCUGAUGAGUAUAAUUAUGACUAUGAUGAUUAUGUUGAUGAAUCCAUGUGGGGGGAUGAGAAUUGGACAGAAGAGAGUCAUGAGAAACUGGAAGAUUAUGUGAGCAUAGAUUCACACAUACUAUGCACUCCAGUAAUUGCCGACAUAGACAAUGAUGGCAUCCAAGAAAUGGUAGUGGCUGUAUCAUACUUCUUUGAUCGGGAGUAUUAUGAUAAUCCACAGCAUUUGGCAGAUUUGGGUGGCAUCAACAUUGAGAAGUACGUAGCAAGUGGUAUUGUAGUUUUCAAUCUUGAUACAAAGCAAGUCAAAUGGACUGCAGACCUUGAUUUGAGUGUUGAUUCUGGAAAUUUCCGUGCCUAUAUAUAUUCUUCUCCCACUGUUGUUGACUUGGAUGGUGAUGGAAAUAUGGACAUUCUUGUUGGAACUUCCUAUGGCUUGUUUUAUAUUUUGGAUCAUCAUGGCAAAGUGAGGAACAAAUUUCCACUUGAGAUGGCUGAGAUUCAAGCACCAGUAGUGGCUGCUGAUAUCAAUGAUGACGGUAAAAUCGAAAUAGUGACAGCUGACACACAUGGAAAUGUUGCAGCAUGGACUGCACAAGGAGAAGAAAUCUGGGAAGUGCAUCUUAAGAGUCUAAUUCCUCAGGGUCCAACCGUUGGUGAUGUUGAUGGGGAUGGUCAUACAGAUAUAGUAAUCCCAACGGUAUCAGGGAACAUCUAUGUUCUAAGCGGACAGGAUGGUUCACAUGUUCGACCUUUCCCAUUCCGAACUCAUGGGAGGGUGAUGAAUCAGAUCCUUUUAGUUGAUUUAAACAAACGCAAUGAGAAAUUGAAGGGGCUAACCCUAGUCACCACUUCAUUCGAUGGCUAUUUGUACUUAAUCGAUGGAUCUACAGCCUGUGCAGAUGUCGUUGACAUCGGCGAGACAUCAUACACCAUGGUCUUGGCUGAUAAUGUUGAUGGUGGAGAUGACCUUGAUCUUGUUGUCACAACCAUGAAUGGCAAUGUCUUCUGCUUUUCCACCCCAUCCCCACAUCAUCCUCUAAAGGAAUGGAGAUCACCAAACCAGGGUAGAAACAAUGUUGCAGUUCGCAGUAACCGUGAAGGAAUAUAUAUUUCACAUGCAUCCAGAGCUUUCCGUGAUGAGGAAGGAAAACAUUUCUGGGUGGAGAUGGAAAUUGUUGACAAAUACAGAGUGCCCUCAGGGUUUCAAGGACCUUAUAAUGUUACGACAACACUGCUAGUUCCUGGAAAUUACCAAGGAGAGAGACGUAUAGUGGUAAAUCAGGUCUAUGAUCGUCCAGGAAAGCAACGGAUCAAGCUUCCAACAGUGCCUGUGCGGACAACAGGAACCGUCAUCGUUGAGAUGGUUGACAAGAAUGGGCUCCACUUCUCUGAUGAAUUCUCUCUUACUUUCCAUAUGCAUUACUAUAAGUUGUUGAAGUGGCUUACAGUCUUGCCAAUGCUUGGGAUGUUUGCUAUCCUAGUUAUUCUCGGGCCACAAGAACGGGCUCCUUUGCCAUCCUUUUCACGGAACAUAGACUAAAUCAGGUCUAUGAUCAUCCAUGAGUGGUAUGAUUGGGGAAAGAUUUUGAAAUUUUAACUACUCAAGAGUCAUCAGUGGAUUCAAAUUGAAGCAUGGUCAGACUGUGGAAGUAUAUGAGGUCACUCUAUGGCCAGCUUAGUUGAAUUAUGAGUUCCAAAAGAAAUCUUGGCUGUUAAUUGUUGUGGUUGAUGGUCUUGCUUGCUCGAGCAUUUUAUCAGACCAGCAUAUUUUUUCUCUGGAGAAGAAAAUUGAGUAUUUUGCCUUAAAUUCCCCUCUCAUCCUCAUGGAAAAAUAUAAUUUGAGCUGAAUUAUCAUUAAGUUGUAGUUCUCUCUAUAUUUUCUUUUUCUAUGCGACGAACAACCUUGGUGUGGACGUAUGCAACCAAGAUUGCUGUUCUGGGUUGUGUAUAUUUAUAAGCACCAAUGUCAGGGCAUACUGUGGUGAUGACUUGUAUACGGAGAUGCGGAUGCUGAAGCAAAGCUUUCCACUGGGUUUGCUUCCAUGAUUAACAUCUGCGAUGCUUGAAGACUGUACUUGUUUUCUGCA
Musa acuminata AAA Group (dessert banana) is the source of this 3312-nucleotide messenger RNA. Its product is annotated as protein DEFECTIVE IN EXINE FORMATION 1-like. The transcript has 13 exons. Bases 255 to 2765 code for a protein of 836 amino acids. The record is from RefSeq and is a predicted model, not a curated record. Gene Ontology annotation, molecular function: protein binding. NCBI's taxonomy places the organism in Eukaryota, Viridiplantae, Streptophyta, Magnoliopsida, Zingiberales, Musaceae.